Messenger RNA from Cololabis saira (Pacific saury), 4558 nucleotides. RefSeq names its product v-ets avian erythroblastosis virus E26 oncogene homolog 1 (gene ets1). Bases 215 to 1663 code for a protein of 482 amino acids. The transcript is spliced from 10 exons. Gene Ontology annotation, cellular component: nucleus. Gene Ontology annotation, biological process: cell differentiation; regulation of transcription by RNA polymerase II. The record is from RefSeq and is a predicted model, not a curated record. Gene Ontology annotation, molecular function: sequence-specific DNA binding; DNA-binding transcription factor activity, RNA polymerase II-specific. Lineage: Eukaryota; Metazoa; Chordata; Actinopteri; Beloniformes; Belonidae.
GGUACAGCAUCUGUGCAGUCCGCUCAGCUGUCUCGCUCAGCUGUCCAGCGCUCCCACUUUACAGGAAACUUUUAACGCAGCAGUCGUAACUACUGCACACUUGUACACAUCAAGUGUAAACAACGUGUGAUAGAUAGGUCAUUCCACCCUGCCUCGGCUGCCCGUGUGUUGAUCCCUUCAGCAGGCCCUGAGUCUCCUGUCCACGGCAUCCGUGAUGAGUUACUACAUGGAUCCUGUUUCUUCCUACCCAGCCCUUCUUCACCCCUGUGACCGUCUGGGCGCAACGAGACAAAGUGGAGGGGUGGCGGUUGGUCCUCAGAUCCAGCUUCCAGGCGUGGUUCACCCCCAGCAGCAGUUCUACCCAUCACAGCCACUUCUCCCCCACGACAUCCCCCUGCAGGAGGUACCCGACGGGGGCGACGCCUGUCCCACUGAUCCGGAGUGUGGGGAUGUCCCCCUGCUGACUCCAGGAAGUAAAGAGAUGAUGUCCCAGGCUCUGAAGGCCACCUUCAGCGGCUUCACAAAGGAGCAGCAGCGACUGGGUAUUCCCAAAGAUCCCAGACAGUGGACAGAAAAUCAUGUGGCAGAGUGGCUAACGUGGACAGUUAACGAGUUCAGUCUGAAGAAUGUGGACUUUGACAAAUUUGGCAUGAACGGAGCCAGCCUGUGUGCCAUGGGGAAAGACCGUUUCUUGGACCUAGCACCUGACUUUGUGGGUGACAUCCUUUGGGAACAUUUAGAAAUGCUUCAGAAAGAGGAUACAAAGCAUUACCCCAUCAAUGGACUGACCUCCAGCUUCCAGGAAUCCCGCUAUACCUCAGACUAUUUUGUCAACUAUGGUGAGCACGCUCAGUGCGUCCCUCCUUCUGAAUACUCGGAGCCUGGCUUCAUCACAGAGUCCUACCAGACGCUUCAUCCCAUCAGCUCAGAGGAACUGCUGACGCUCAACGAGUACCCUGCUUUUAUCCUGCGGGACACGGCCCUAAACUCCAUGCAGGGCGAAUACUUUUCCGUCAAGCAGGAGGUGGUGUCCCCCGACAACAUGUGUGUGGGGCGCCUCAGCAGAGGUAAGCUUGGUGGUCAGGACUCCUUCGAAAGCAUUGACAGCUUGGAGAGCUGUGACCGACUGACCCAGUCCUGGAGCAGCCAGUCCUCAUUCAGCAGCCUGCAGAGGGUACCGUCAUAUGACAGCUUUGACUCAGAAGACUACCCCGCCGCCCUGCACAGCCACAAGCCCAAGGGCACCUUCAAAGACUAUGUGAGGGAGCGCUCCGACCUCAGCAAGGACAAACCCGUCAUCCCGGCAGCAGCACUGGCAGGAUACACAGGCAGCGGCCCCAUCCAGCUGUGGCAGUUCCUCCUGGAGUUGCUGACCGACAAGUCUUGCCAGUCCUUCAUCAGCUGGACAGGCGACGGCUGGGAGUUCAAACUCUCUGACCCAGAUGAGGUUGCUCGGAGGUGGGGCAAAAGAAAAAACAAGCCCAAGAUGAAUUAUGAGAAACUGAGCCGUGGCCUGCGAUACUACUAUGACAAGAACAUCAUCCACAAGACGUCUGGGAAGCGCUACGUCUACCGCUUUGUCUGUGACUUGAAAAGCUUGCUGGGCUACACUCCCGAGGAGCUGCACGCAAUGCUGGACGUAAAGCCCGACACGGACGAGUGAACGCGUAGAUGGACACGAGAAGUGGGGACAAAAGUCAAGGAGCCACGUGGACUGAGGCUCACAAAGUGGUCUUCACUGUUUGAUUGAGUUGGGAAACCAUUGUUCUGGGGGACUAAAAUGUUCGUACGGCCUCACUGAGGUCUUUGUCAACUUUGAGCUCCUGUUUCUCAGACCAUAUUUAGAAAGAAGGCAGAAGUCAAAAGUCGGUAAUCAUACCCCACUGAGUUUGAGAUGCGUGCACGGAUGUGUGUUUGAAAUAGUGUGUGAGAUAUGUAUGUGUAUAUGUAUAUAUAUAUAUAUAUAUAUAUAUAUAUAUACAUAUAUAUAUAUAUACAGGUAUUUAGUAGCGCAAGGCAGUUGAAGCGCUAUCGGGUAGACUUCAGGUUCUGUUCUGUUAAAGUAGCGGACGGGGGCGGGGCCAAGCGAUUCACCAAGGUUCAAAGUGCGAGAGACACGAGAGAAAUGAAAAGCUCAAUAACACGAUGCAAUUCAUUGUUGGGUGUAAAAGAGAGAGCAGGCAUGAAGUUCCUGCUGAGAUAAAGGUUGCCAAAAUGUAAAAAAAAACUAAAAUGAACCGAGAAAUGCAUUGUAUUAUAUAUCCGUACAUUCUGACUGUUUCUCUCUGACGUGGAGAGAGGUUUCAGCUUGGACCAAAAAACAGUGUCUUUUUGAAUUUGAUAUUUAAAGACUGUAUACUUGUGCCAGUAUUAUACUAUCAGGACACACAGUGUAAACCUACCAGGCAGGUUAGUGGAUAGAUUAAGUGGAAUCAAACAUGAAAUGCCAGGUUCGACCGUCCUUUUGUGUUCUCAAAGAGUCUGUCACUGAAAAAUGCUGAUUUGUGAUCAGAUGACACUACAGGCAUCAGACCUGUGCUCUCUGAACCGUGUGAGGACUCGGUGGGGAUUACUCAUUUCUAAAAUGUCUGAAAGACAACUGAAAGUAGCCGUUGCUUUUGAAACUGACGCUCUCACCUAUAUGUAUACUUUUGCCAUCUUGUUAGACGCAUAUUGUGGCUGAAACUUAUGCGUUUUUUGCAUAUGCCACCAGUAUUAGCAAACUGUAGACAAUCUAUGUGGGGAAAUUCAGGAGUCUUUAGUAAAAAAAAAAAAGAAAAAGGAAAAAAAAAAAGCUGUUUAACGUUCAGAUUAGAUGAACAAUUUUGUCAGGUCACUGUCCAUGUUAGCAUUGUGUUUUUAUGGUCCCGUCUGUUUAGCCUGGAGAAUCACACGUCGUUUAGCUGAGGGAAAUCCUCCGAAUGUCAGUUUAAUCUCGCCCGUUACGCAGUACAUUUGGGUCUCAAGGAAGCAGCUGCAGUAUUGUGUGAUUGUACAAUGGAAGAAAAAGGGACAGGCAGUAGAAAAAUGGUGAGUAUGGCGAACGUGAAACUUUUGAUGUAGGUGAAGGUGACAGAAAGAAGGCUGUGGAUAACGCAGAUGACGAUCAGCAAUAGUCAGACGAGGGAAGUCAGUGGAUUUGAGAUGAAGAAAGCCGAUGACAGACCAUUCCAUUUUAAGUUUUUGUUUUACUCAUCUAUGACAAAACAAUAUUCAGAACGAAUGACCGACAGAGUACAUGCGUAACAGUUCACUGGUUACAUUUGAGCGAAUUGGCAAGCAGUUUCCUCCCAACAGUGGGAACAGUGGCUGUACACUGGGAAAUGCCAAAGUUGAAUAUUAUCUUAGAAUACAAUGUUAUUGUUUACAGUGGCUGAAUGUUACCCAUAUGGAUGAAAAUAGCUUUUGAAAUGUCUAUUUGUACAGAUUGUAUUUCAUAAUGCUCUAUUGAGACCCAGAUUACACAAAUAAGCAAGAGACAAAGCAGAAAUAAUAACCAAAACCCAUGUGAGGUCUUUGGCCACGGUGCUUCGGGUAUCCACAACUUUAGAAGACAGGGACCAGAAAUCUCCUGUGUAUUUGGAAAGUGUUUUUUUUUUUUUUUUUUGUCUUUUAAUAUUUUGGAAAGCACACAGUUGAGGAAAAAAAGAGGCUUAUUUAGGUUUCCCACUGAGUGCAGAGUAGAGAUACUGUAUGUGUUCAUAAUCUCUAACAAGCUUGUUCAAUAUUAUUGAGCACUGACUUUCAAACCCGUGAUGCUUAUCCAAUACACAGAUCUAAAACAAAGCAGCUGAUAAUAAGCUGCACUGUAUGUUCAUUCCUUCCUACACGUUGCUUUGAAACACUGUUCUUUUUUUCCAAAUAUUAUUAUUAUUAUUAUAAUUAUUAUUCUGUAUUUUGUUAAGGUCAGAUUUUUAGCUUUACAGAUUUUUUUUUAACACCUUUUGUGAUGAUAAAUGUUCCCCCAACAUGAAGUGAUAAUGCUCACAGGGCUUCAUAAGAAAAGAUAACAUUCUAUUACCUAAAACAUUUUUUGGAAUUUAUUUUUGUCAGGAAAAUCUGUCAUUGAACGUGGGAUACUACAGUCUACUGCAGGACUUUGGAGUUUAUACAUACCAAUAUUUUGAGGCAUAUGCAUAUCUCAGAGUGGAUUCAGAAGGAAAAGCCUUAUCGUGUUUCAAUGUUGUUCUUUUGUGUAUAUUUUAUAUUGUCUGUAUUUUUGUUAUGAGAUCAUUUUUUAUUGUAUUUAGUUCACAAACAUUUGAAUAUUUUUCAAUAAUUUAUAUUUUAUAAAAGACAAGAGAUGCAGACAGCUGGUGCUUUCAUGGGAAUUUAAAGGUAGCGCAGGACAAAAUAAUGUAGCGAUUUCUUUUUGUUUUUUGUUUUUUUUGUUUUCAUAUAGAAAAUAGACCUGUCUGCAAGGAAGAAAAAAAAGGCUGAUGCUGGCCCAUCAAUGUUUUCUGCUGGAAAGGUUUUGUAAACUGUAGCUUCUAUUUCUAAAAUGUACUUAAUGUACUUCAAAAUGUUAUGAAAAUAUAUGUGAAGAAAGAUUUUAUCA